Pieris brassicae (large cabbage white) is the source of this 366-nucleotide messenger RNA. RefSeq lists its product as uncharacterized. The record is from RefSeq and is a predicted model, not a curated record. NCBI's taxonomy places the organism in Eukaryota, Metazoa, Arthropoda, Insecta, Lepidoptera, Pieridae. The transcript is spliced from 4 exons. The coding region runs from base 1 to 366 and encodes 121 amino acids.
AUGGAGGUUCCGAGAAUUAACUUCACAUUUAGUGCAAUCGAUGUUUCAUACAAUGGUUUGAACGGAAGAAUUGAAGAGUUCUAUGUUAACAGAAAAACUGAUCAAGUAGUGUUUGCAGUGGAGUUUCGUAACGUCGUUUUUCAAACAAAUAACAGUUACAAUAUUUUCUACCGUCGUGCAAAGGAACCAGUUGUAACAAAUUCUUAUUAUAUUAUCAGAUUGAAUCCAGUCGUCCAGAAAGUGGCCCUAGCUUUAAUAUCGAAUCUGCCAGUCAACCUACGUGAGAUUGUCAUUAGCGAAGGGCCUUUCCUCAUGGCAAACUUUAUACAAUACACUUUGUGUGACUUUGGUAUCAAAGUUAUUUGA